CCUGAAUGACCGCACAGCUUCACACUUCACACUUCACACAUGAGGGAUCGGUUCGUGCAGAUGGAGCUGAUGCUGCAGAUCUGAAAAGAGAAACACAACAGUUGUCCCAACAUGACGGGAAGGACAGUUCUUCUCUUCAGCCUCAUGGCUGCAGUUUGUCUCUGUGUCUCUGCUCAGGAAGAUUGUGAAAAUGUCACCAUUGGCGACAUCGUCUUCCUUGUCGAUGGCUCCUCUAGCAUCAGCGCUCAAAACUUUCAGGAAGUCCGAACAUUUCUCCGCACCAUCAUCAAUGGCUUUGACAUCGGCCCCAACAAAGUUCAAAUCGGUUUGGCUCAGUAUAGCGACAACCCUCACCAGGAGUUCAUGCUGAAGGAUUACGCGGACAAGAAAUCCCUGUUGGCUGCAGUGGAAAGACUUCCCCAGAGAAAAGGUGGCACAUUUACAGGCAAGGCCUUGGACUUCCUCCUGAGACAGUACUUCAACAAGGAGGCUGGGAGUCGAGCCAACAAGGGGGUGCCUCAGAUCACUGUGGUCAUCACAGACGGGGACUCAUCUGAUGACGUGGCACAACCCGCCCAGGAGCUGAGGAGUAAAGGGGUCGUGUUGUUCAGCAUCGGGGUUGGAAAAGUCAAAGAGGAGCAGCUCAGUGCCAUCGCUAACAAGCCGCCUGAACGCUUCAGCCUCAACAUCGACAACUACCAGGCUCUGCAAGCUCUGACCGGCAACCUGCUGUCAACUGUGUGUUACACUAUAGUGCAACAGAGGGAAGCCUUGCUCGAUAAGUUUGCAGAUACCUUCCUCUUGGUGGACAACAGCAUUAAUCUUCGACAGUUCACCAGUUUUAGAAACGAUCUUAUCAAUGAGAUCAAUCAAUACAACAUUGGAGCAUCCGGCUUCCGUUACGGCUUGGCCCAGUACAGCGAAGAAGUUCAGGUUGAAUUCCUUCUCAAAACCCAUCAAACCAAACAGCAGACCCUGAGCGCCCUCCGACGUGUCCGACUACGCCCAAAACCCCAACAACAGCACAACAUGGGCAGCGCCCUACAGUACGCUAAAAGUAACUUCUUCACCGCUGAGGCCGGGGGCCGAGCAGAACAAGGCGCCCGCCAAGUUUUGGUUGUAGUAACUGGAAAAGGCUCAGAUGAUGAAGUGUAUAACUAUGCUUAUGACCUCAAAGACCAAGGCAUAUAUCUGGUGGGGGUGGCGGCACCUGGAGCGAUCGAUGUUGUAAGGAGUCUCGAUAUCUUCGAUGAGGUCUUUGAUUUCGCACUUGUACCUCAGCUGGUGAAGACUCUGACAACCCUGCCAAAGCAGAAUGUCACUCAAGAUUGCAAAAUAGCCAACGUGGCGGACAUCGUGUUUAUCGUUGAUGAAUCCGGAAGCAUUGGAGUCCCCAACUUCCAGUUGAUACGUACGUUCCUGCGCUCGAUGGUCAGCAAUCUGGACAUUGGUCAAACUAAUGUCAGAGUAGGCAUCGUCACGUACAAUGACAUGCCGAGACCGCAGGCCUACCUCAACACAUUCAGAAGCAAGGACGAAAUCCUGCAGUACAUCAACAUCCUGCCUUACAAGGGAGGUGGCACAAACACAGGAGCUGCACUGAACUUCACUCUGGAAAACCUCUUCAUCCCAGCGAGGGGCAGCAGGGCGGGUGUCCAGAAGGUAGCGGUGGUGAUCACAGAUGGUGAAUCCCAGGACAGUGUGAGCGAAGCGGCAAUCCGUCUCCGUCGAGCAGGCGUCACCAUUUAUGCAGUUGGCAUCCGAGCAACUAACAAUACUCAACUGAAGCAGAUGGCGUCCCACCCCAGCUCUAUGCAUGUCUUUCACGUGAGCGAUUUCACCAUGCUGGAGCCUCUGCAGAAAAAACUGCAGAAGAGACUGUGUGUCAACAUUAUUAAAAAGGCAGUCAUAGAGGUUGACAGCAAAACAGACAUCACAGAAGCUUGUAAACAAAAUGAUGAAGCCGAUAUCUUCUUUCUGAUGGACGACUCAGGAAGCAUUCUGCAUGAAGACUUUAGGGACAUGCAGAAUUUCAUAAUUGAGUUUCUUAAUACCUUCCGCAUUGGACAACAACAUGUUCGCAUGGGGUGUGUGAAAUACUCAGAUUCACCCAGUCUAGUGUUUGACCUGACCACAAACACAAAUGUCAAGGCACUGGAGAAAGCUGUGAGGAACAUUCACCACGCAGGAGGCGGGACAAACACGGGACAGGCUCUGUCAUUCAUGGGACCUUAUUUUAAAAAUGCAAUGGUCACUCGUGGAUACAAAGUCCCAGAAUACCUAAUCGUCAUCACUGAUGGAGAAUCUUCUGAUAAGGUCAAAGAACCUGCAAAAGAACUAAGGGAUCAAGGGAUCAUCAUCUAUGCCAUCGGAGUGAAACAGGCAAACCAGACUCAACUCAAUGAGAUUGCAGGCGAUCCCAAGAGGACUUUCUUUGUCAACAAUUUUGAUGCCCUGAACUCCACCAACAUGGGCCUCAUCACAGACAUCUGUUCUUCCGAAGCUUGUAAAGACAUUCCUGGAGAUAUAAUUUUCUUAGUUGACAGCUCCAAGGCCAUCUCCAAAGAGAACUUUGAGAAAAUGAAAGAUUUCAUGAAAUUAGUCAUUGCCAAGUCCAAUGUGGGAGAGACGGAUAUGCACUUUGGCGUCAUGCAGUUCAGCACUCGUCCAAUUCUGGAGUUUAACCUCCUAUCCCACUUCAGGAAAGAGGAGUUGUUGACCGCCAUUGAAACGAUGAAGCAGAUGAAUGAAAGAACUUUUACUGGAAGAGCCCUUAGAGAGGUAUCGCAAUAUUUCGAUGCAGCUCAAGGAGGACGUCCUAAUGUGAAGCAGAGUCUGGUGGUGAUAACAGGCAGUAAGGCCGUAGAUGAGCUGAGAGCCUCUGCUGAAGCUCUGAGGGCCAAGGGAGUAGUGGUCUACAGCAUUGGACUGGAAGACGCCAGCACCUCCCAGCUGUUGGAGAUGAGUGGUUCAUCAGAAAACGUCUUCAAUGAGGGAAGCUUUGACGCACUGAAGGAACUGGACAACCAGCUGGCCUUGAAGUUCUGUGAUCUUCGGAGAGAUUGUAAGAAGACGCAAAAGGCCGAUAUUAUUUUCCUGGUGGACGGCUCCGGAAGCAUAAGUGAAACUCAGUUCCAAAGCAUGAAAAUGUUUAUGAACUCAAUAGUGAAUCUGACAACGGUUGGCCGGGACCUGACCCGUUUCGGAGUCAUUCUCUACUCUAACACACCUCAAUCCAAGUUCACCCUGAAUGAACAUCAAUCCAAAGGAGAAGUUCUUGCAGCCAUAAAUAAACUGGUGGCCCCCGGACAAAAUACCUACACAGGCAGGGCCUUGAACUACUCGCUGGACUACUUCAAAGCUGAACAUGGCGGCCGGAAGCAGCUCAGGGUGCCUCAGAUCAUCAUGGUGAUCACAGACGGGGAAGCCACAGAUCCUGAGAAACUGAAGCCGUCGUCCGAUAAACUGCGGGAUAAUGGUAUCACUGUCUUUAGCAUUGGAGUGAAGGAGGCGAAGCAGGAGGAGCUGUUGGUGAUGGCUGGAGACGACCAGUCCAAAGUUUUCAAGGUGGAACAAUUUGAGGACCUGGAAUUUCUGUACAAGAGUAUUUCUCCUGCCCUCUGCAAUACUACUAAGUCAGAUUGCAGUCAGACAGACUUGGUCUUUUUGCUCGAUUACUCCAGCAGCAUCAACCCAACUGACCACGAGAUAAUGAAAAGCUUCACAGCAGACGUAGUGAACAGCUUUAAAGUUGGCGAAAAGUUCGUUCGUGUUGGUGUCGCACAGUUCAGUGAUCAACCUAAACACGAGUUUUACCUUAAUAGAUAUUACCAGAAUGUGGACGCGACCAGUCACAUCGGGGCCUUGAACUACACUGGUGGGAACACCUACUUGGGAAAGGCCUUGGAGCACAUUAAGAGCUACUUCGAGGAGUCGCUGGGCAGCCGCCAGUCGGUCCCCAGGAGUCUGUUGGUAAUAUCUGAUGGGAAUUCUCAUGAUGAGGUGGAGGAUGAGGCUGACUAUCUCCGGGAUAUGGGGAUUGAAAGGUUUGCCAUUGCCGUUGGCGACGUCUACGACCUUAAGCUCCUGCAGAUCACUGGCACCCCAGAGAAACUGUUCACGGUACAAAACUUCGACAGCUUGGCAAAUAUCAAGACCAAGGUCAUCAAGGCCCUCUGCAAAGACGAACCCAAACCCCUAUCCGUCUGCAGCAUCGACAUCGCUGUUGCAUUCGACAUCAGUCGCAAAUCCGGAGCGCCAGGUUCGAAUGUGAUUGGUCGCCGGGUCCAACAGCUGGAGGACAUCAUCAGCGCCAUCUCCUCAGUAGGAGACCUGUGCUGCAUGAAAGGGGCACCACCUGUCAAGACCAAGAUCGCCUUCCACGUGGUGGACUCGUACGACACAAACUUUGAGUUUUACAGCGAGGACGUGGUGAGGAAGGUCUCGUCUUAUUCAGUGACACGUCGGACCUACUUUAACUCAUCCAUGCUCAGGUUCUUCAAGGACAGGUUCCAAACCAAGUCCACAGCCAGCGUCAAGGUGCUGUUGAUCUUCACAGACGGACUCGAUGAAAACCCAGUGAAGCUGAAGUAUGAGGCAGAGCUGCUGAGAACAUCCGGGGUUAGCGCUCUGCUAACGGUGGCUCUGGACAAUGCUGACCAUGCUGAACUGCAAAUGGUGGAGUUUGGUCGAGGAUUCACCUACUUGUAUCCUCUCAGGAGGCCGAGCACCAUCCUCCAGCAGAUUAGCGCCGUGGCAGAUCGGGAGUGCUGCGGGGUUAUGUGCAAAUGUUCAGGGCAUGAAGGCAUCCGGGGUCUUCCAGGCAGAAAGGGGACGAAGGGUGGACUGGGACAGAGAGGGCAGCCGGGCUUCCAAGGAGAAGAAGGAGUCAUGGGUGACCGAGGGCCUCCAGGAUCACCUGGACUUCAAGGCAUCCAGGGUUGUCCUGGACAAAGAGGACAGAAGGGCUUCAGAGGCAUCUCAGGCACCUUGGGUGAGAAAGGAGAGGAUGGACUGGAUGGAAUCGAUGGAGAGCAGGGAGACACUGGACGAGCCGGACUAGCAGGAGACAGAGGACGUCCUGGAAACCAAGGCAUCCCAGGCAUCAGAGGGGAGGAGGGCCCGAAAGGACAGCGAGGACUAAGAGGAGAUCCGGGUGAACCGGGUCGAGACAACACUCAGCGAGGGCCUAAAGGAGGCGUUGGUAACCCAGGGAUACCGGGAACUCCUGGACAGAACGGACGUCCAGGUGAGGGUGGGACCGCAGGAAACCAGGGUCCAGAUGGAAGACGAGGCCCCAGCGGUGUGAAGGGGGACCCUGGUCUACCAGGAUCUCCAGGACUCUCAGGUGUCCCUGGAGCUUCUGGUCCUCAGGGACCCAGAGGAGACAAAGGUGAUCGUGGACCGAAGGGACUCCCUGGAUUUUCUGGACCUCAGGGUGAACGUGGACUACCUGGAGACCCAGGACCAGUCGGACGUCGAGGCCAUAACGGACAGAAGGGCCAACCAGGAGAGCCGGGCAUUAAAGGAGCUCCAGGGUCCCAGGGAGCCAGAGGAGCACCGGGUCUGGACGGCAGGGAUGGAUAUGGACCUCAAGGACCUCCAGGUGUUAAGGGAGAUCCAGGCUUUCCUGGAUACCAGGGCCCAGUGGGUGAGGAUGGAGAGCCGGGACCUAAAGGAUACCCGGGACAAGAUGGGAACCGGGGGAGAAGGGGGAACUCAGGGGAGUCAGGAAAACCAGGUAUUCCUGGAGACCCAGGACGUCCAGGACGUAUGGGCCCCAGAGGACCUCCUGGAGGCAAAGACAUGACUGAGUGUCAGCUGGUCUCCUACAUCAGAGAGAACUGUGCUUGUUCCCAGGGUGAGUCAGCGUGUCCGGCCUUCCCCACCGAGCUGGUCUUUGGCCUGGACAUGUCUGACGGCGUGACGCCGGUCGCCUUCGAGAGGCAGCGUUCGGCCCUCCUGUCCCUGCUGGAGGACAUCAGCAUCGCCGAGAGCAACUGUCCGACGGGGGCCCGGGUCGCCGUGGUGGAGUACAACACCUACACCAAGUACCUGAUCCGCUUCCAGGAUUACCGCCGCAAGGACCAGCUGAUCGAAGCUGUGAAGAAUAUCGCCCUGGAGAGGACGUCCAACAGGAGGCAUCUGGGCGCCGCAAUGCGCUUUGUGGGUCAGCACGUCUUCAAAAGAGUCCGAUCCGGAGUGAUGAUGAGGAAGGUGGCUGUCUUCUUCUCUGACGAACCCACACAGGAAGUGAAUGACGUCGUCACUGCUGUGAUGGAGUACCGUGGUCUGAACAUCGUCCCGGCCGUCAUCUCUCUGAGGAACUCUCCUGAUGUCAGACGAGCGAUGGAGGUCGAUGACUCGGGGAGGUCCAUGUUCGUGGUGCUGGGUCGGCAGCAGAACCAGGACCUGAGGAGGGUCAAGAACUGUGCCAUCUGUUACGACCCGUGCCGGCGCUCAGAGGAGUGUUCCUUCAUCCAGGAUGAGCAGAGGCCUCAGGAGGUGGAGGUGGACCUGGCCCUGGUGGUGGACAGCUCCAGGGAGGUGCAGGCUGACGAGUACGCUGGCAUCCAGCAGCUGCUGGGCUCUGUGGUGGAGCAGCUGGCCGUGAGCCCUCAGCCCCGCCGAGCCGGCAGCCAGGCCCGAGUGGCCGUAGUCCAGCAGAGUGGCCUCCAGACCAAGGCAGAGUUCAACCUGCAGACCUACCAGAACCAGAAACAGAUGAAGACCUACCUGACCCAGACCAUGAGGCAGCAGGGCGGCUCCUCGCUGCUGGGUCAGACCCUGGACUACACCCUGAAGGAGGUGCUGCUGCAGGCCAGCCAGCCCCGCAGGAGGAAGGCUGUGCUGACCGUGGUGAGCACCCAGACGGCCUGGGAAGACCGGGCCAAGCUGCACUACGUCUCCCAGAAGGCCAAGUGUGAGGGGGUGGCGCUGUUCGUGGUGGCGCUGGGCGGUCGCUACAACCGGACCCAGGUGGAGGAGCUGGCCAGUCUGCCGGUAGCACAGCACCUGGUCCACGUCAGCAGACUGAAGGAGGAGGAGCAGGGCUACGUCCAGCGCUUCUUCAGAGCCUUCCUCUCCACCCUCAACAAAAACACGAACAUAUAUCCUCCACCUUCAAUCAAACGAACCUGCAGCCAGCUGAGGGAAAUAGAUGAUGAUCUGCCCAGUAUGGGCUCCGCCUUACCGGAGGAUGAGUAUUCAGAGAUGGCCGACCAGCCCCGGAUUGUAGUCAGGACUCCCUUAGAACCACUGGAGGUCAACACUCUGAGGGCAGGAGACAACCAGGGUCCACGUCCAGGAGCUCACAUCAGAGACGUCUGCCUCCUCAGGAAGGACCGAGGAACCUGUGACCAGUUCUCCAUCAUGUGGUUCUACGACAGCCAACAAGGAAUCUGCACCAGGUUUUGGUACGGAGGCUGUGGAGGCAACAAGAACCGCUUCAGGAGUCAGAAGGAGUGUGAGAAGGAGUGUCUGAGGAAGAGCUGAGGAGGAGGAGGAGGAGGAGGAGCCGUCAUCUUCAUCAGUUUAUUCUAGUGUGAACUUCAUGAGUCUGAGUCUCAGCAGGAGCUGGUGGAGACUUUCCUUCAGGUGCUAUCAUUGUUGUUAUUGUUUUUAUCUACGACUGAAACCAAACCAACCACACAUACAACUCUUCUGGAGCUUAGUCACGUCACUGCUGCUCCUCUGUUUCAUACCUUCAUUAAAAUAUCUUUUUCAGAUAAAAA
Messenger RNA from Mugil cephalus (flathead mullet), 7733 nucleotides. RefSeq names its product collagen alpha-6(VI) chain-like. Lineage: Eukaryota; Metazoa; Chordata; Actinopteri; Mugiliformes; Mugilidae. The coding region runs from base 112 to 7494 and encodes 2460 amino acids. The record is from RefSeq and is a predicted model, not a curated record. The transcript has 39 exons. Gene Ontology annotation, molecular function: serine-type endopeptidase inhibitor activity.